AUGGGUUUAGAUAGCUACCUAAUCGAUGCCAGUUCAAGUUUAAUUCAAAAAACUCAAGGUAACUUAAGAAAUAUGAUCGAUGCAAGAUUUAUUGGUAGAGCAACUGGUUUGUAUGUUGAUAUAACUGCAAUCCCUAAAUCUCACAAGGGAAAUGUAUUUGUUAAUGAAACUAAUGAAAAAUAA
This is a messenger RNA of Ascoidea rubescens DSM 1968, 183 nucleotides long. RefSeq lists its product as uncharacterized. The coding region runs from base 1 to 183 and encodes 60 amino acids. The transcript has a single exon. Lineage: Eukaryota; Fungi; Ascomycota; Saccharomycetes; Ascoideales; Ascoideaceae. The record is from RefSeq and is a predicted model, not a curated record.